Gallus gallus (chicken) is the source of this 1453-nucleotide messenger RNA. It is a transcript of the gene MUC24, whose product is annotated as mucin-1-like. NCBI's taxonomy places the organism in Eukaryota, Metazoa, Chordata, Aves, Galliformes, Phasianidae. The record is from RefSeq and is a predicted model, not a curated record. The coding region runs from base 1 to 1128 and encodes 375 amino acids. The transcript is spliced from 4 exons.
AUGGAGAAAACGGCGGAUCAAGCGGCCAAAGCUAAUAACCCGAGCGACAAAUCGCACGAAGCUGCCCGCAUCCCCGGCUCUGCCGAGCGGCGGUCGAGGAGCGUCGGGACACCGCACGGCCAGACGCGGAGCGGAAGAUGGGCACCACCGUCCCGUCGGGGCCGCUCCUCUCCUCGGUCGCUCCCGGGGCCCGGCGGGUGUCCGGGCCGCUCCGAGGAGCGGGGAGCGAAGGGACACGGCUCGGCCCAGGGGCCCACUUGUCCGUUCCCCUCCCCGUGUCCCACGGCCCUCCAGCGGGCAGCUCCGAGCCGCGGCCACCUCCGGGUCCGUCCCCCCGUCCCCUCCGUCGCCCGCGACCGGGAAGCGUGGGCAGGGGGACCGGGGUCCGGGACCGGGCGGUACCAGGCGGAGCGCUGCCGCCCACUGACGGCGGCCGGGGGCCCGGGAGCGGCCACAGCCCCGGGGACGGCUCGGGACUCGAGGAACCCCAGCGCCGGGUUUGGUUGGAGCUCAGCGAGCGUGUCCCGGCCAGAAGACACGUGUCCGUCCGGCCGCGCCGCGCUCCGCCGCGCCGUCUGCCUCCGCCCCAGGGCCGUCGGGCCCCGCACGGCUCCUGCCGGCCUCCCGCAGGACGAGCCGCCCGCUGCCGCCCCUCCGCGGCUCCCUUCGGCCCCGCUCUCCCCGCUCCGUCCCGGCGCCCCCCCGGAGGCACCGCCCGCCCCGCGGCCUCGGCGCGCGGACGGCUCUCACCGCUCCGACCCCCACCCUCCCGGUACCGCAGCGACAUCACCGUCUCCUCUCCCCGCUCCCACCGUUUGCCGUUUCUCCGCUUUUCCUCUCCCCCCGAGCCAAGCGCCGCGGAUUUCUCCUCCAGCCCGUUCGCUUGAGAGACGUUUCCCUCCCGUCUCUUUCCCAUUCGCCCACCCCUCUCCCUCGCCCUGCCCCGCAGCCGUUCGCACCCGUACGUUCCUCUCUCCCCGCCGGCCCCGCACGGCAGUCGGGGACGGACGGAGCCGCGGAGGACGGGGCGCUGCGGGCACACAGCGGCGCUUCGCGGGGUCCGGCCCCGCCCGCCCCUCUCCCAGCCGAGCUCCGCCGGCGCUGCCCCGCUGCGCUCAGGAAAGUUGACGGCGGAUGAGGAGGACGGGGGGUGCGCUCCGCGUUUUGCUUUUGAAUUACGAAGAAAUAAACAUACAACUGAAUUUCGCGUUGUUAUCUCCAUCGCGUCGUACCGUCAAAACCCAUUACGGGAGCGACGUUGAGUGGAAGAAAAUAAAUUCCGCCCCAGCCUUGCUUUGCACUAGAUUAGCAGAUAGGAAAUGCUAUAAAGAUGAACUUAAUACGAUUAGAGAUGUUUCCUACAGAUUUUCAUAUAUUGAUUCGUGGAAUUUUAAUUCCGGAGCUUGCUUUGCUAUAAUCCGCAUUUAUUACAAGCCGAUAGAGUUUUAUUAUA